Aplysia californica (California sea hare) is the source of this 3020-nucleotide messenger RNA. RefSeq names its product tryptophan--tRNA ligase, cytoplasmic. Gene Ontology annotation, cellular component: cytoplasm. The transcript is spliced from 9 exons. Gene Ontology annotation, biological process: tryptophanyl-tRNA aminoacylation. Bases 111 to 1355 code for a protein of 414 amino acids. NCBI's taxonomy places the organism in Eukaryota, Metazoa, Mollusca, Gastropoda, Aplysiida, Aplysiidae. The record is from RefSeq and is a predicted model, not a curated record. Gene Ontology annotation, molecular function: tryptophan-tRNA ligase activity; ATP binding.
ACUGCUGUGCUGUGCUAAAGUAGAAAUCUAGCCAAAAAUAGAUUUUAGUGUGCUCGAGCGAGUGUAGUGUGGCACCGGUGUCAUCAUCUGUUCCUCGUUCCCAAUUCAAUAUGGCAGAGGAGUCACAAGUAAAUCAGAUGGAAUCCUUGAAUAUAGGCGAAACUUCAGGAAAUCCUGAAGCUGUCGAAGAUGUUGUUGACCCUUGGAAUGUGCAAACAUCUUCCGCCACAGGAAUUGAUUACGCCAAGCUGAUAGUAAGAUUUGGCAGCACGGCAAUUGAUGAAACCCUUGUGCAGAGGAUUGAGCAAGUGACGGGGAAACCUGCGCACCCAUUUUUGAAACGAGGAAUUUUCUUUUCACAUCGUGAAAUGAACAAGAUCCUAAACCUGUAUGAGCAGAAGAAACCAUUUUACCUGUAUACUGGAAGAGGGCCUUCAUCUGGAGCAAUGCAUGUUGGACAUUUGGUGCCAUUUAUGUUUACAAAGUGGCUGCAGGAUACCUUUGAUGUACCCUUGGUGAUUCAACUGACUGAUGAUGAAAAAUAUCUGUGGAAGGAUCUGAAAGUUGAAGAAGUUCUGAAACUGGCUGUCGAAAACGUCAAAGACAUCAUAGCUUUGGGUUUUGAUGUGGAGAAGACCUUCAUCUUUUGUGAUUUUGAUUUUAUAGGGCAGUGUCCAGAAUUUUACAGAACGAUGGUGAAAAUUCAGAAGCAUGUAACAUUCAACCAAGUGAAAGGCAUCUUUGGCUUUGAUGAAAGCAGUAGUAUUGGCAAAAUUGCUUUCCCAGCUGUACAAGCCACUCCAAGUUUUAGUGGAGCAUUCCCGUUCAUCUUCAAUGGAAAGAAAAAUAUUCAAUGUUUGAUUCCCUGUGCUAUUGAUCAGGAUCCAUACUUUAGAAUGACAAGAGAUGUGGCUCCCAGACUGAACAUGGUGAAACCUGCCCUUCUUCAUUCGGUUUUCUUUCCUGCAUUGCAAGGGGCCACUUCCAAAAUGUCUGCAAGUGAUCCAAACUCCUCCAUUUUCUUGACGGACACUCCAAAUCAAAUUAAAAAUAAGAUAAACAAGUACGCUUUCUCCGGAGGUCAAGCGACAGUAGAAGAGCACAAAGAAAAGGGAGGCAACUGUGAUGUGGACGUGUCCUUUCAGUACUUACGCUUUUUCUUGGACGAUGAUGAGAGGCUGGAGCAGAUCAGAAAGGACUACACAAGCGGGGAGCUGCUGACUGGCUUUCUGAAAAAGGAACUAAUAGGUGUGCUGCAGAAACUUAUUGGGGAGAUCCAAGAGAGAAGAAAAACUGUGACAGAUGAAGUAGCCAGAGAGUUUAUGAGACCAAGAAAGUUAAAAUUUGAUUAUUAGUUUCAGUUUGGGUUUUUUUCUUUCUUUUUUUUUUCUCUUUGGUCCCGGUAUAGAGUGUAUGCUUCAUAAUGACUUAAGUGAGUGAUCUCUAUAAAUUGCUUCCCAGUUCAGCAAAAGUCUGUGUAAGCUCAGUCUUUAGAUUGUCAUGGCUGUCCAUUGACCUGUUGAGGAACAAAAUUCUUUUUACAAACUGGGCAAUAGUCUGUUCCCUUUUUAUCCCAAGUUUUUUAGCGAGGACUGAACACAAAUAGAAUGUGAUCAUGAAUUAUUAAAAGAAAGGGAUAAAAUUAAAGUUUAGGAUUUUUUUUGUCCCGGAGACAAAAGGACAGUGGGAAUGUUCAUCUCUGCUCACAUAAUUUGUGAAAGUAUAGUCCUCUUAUAUCGACAUCCAAUUUAUCGACAUAUUUUUCCAAUUACUAAAUUUUUCCUUCAACAUCUUCACUAAACAAUCUCUCUUAUCUCGACUUUUUUUUCUUUGGCCCACUCUGCUUUAUCGACAUGCUUCCUCGGUACCUGGUGAAGCCAAUGAACAUUAAUGGGGGGAAAAGCCGCGCCAACGGUCAACACAUUAGUUCUUCAUUAAAUCAACAUACCCGCCAAGUAGCCUAUUGACACACCAGGCUUUAGUAGGUCAAGUAGGACCUACACAGUGUAGUCUCCAACACAGUACAGUGCCUCCUCCCUACCCCCACUCCUGAUCGUGUUGUCAUUUUACCGCUGACCUCCCCUUGUUUCUUCCUCUUUGGCUUUAUAUUUUUAUAUAUCGACAUCAAAUCCACUCCCCAAAGCAUGUCGAUAUUAGCGGAUUAUACUGUAUCUCAUAAUUAUGUGCAGGCUGGUAGCUUUUUGUCAGAUGUAGUAAACAUGUUAUUGAUUUAGUAGCUCUUGUUUCUUGCAGAUUGAUGCAGGUGUCUUGUUGGAGUUGUAAUUUUUAAUUCCGAAGCUCCCUUGGCAUACCCUUCAGCCGAAUAUUGUGAAGACUUGUCUUUGACUACAUUUACCUUCACAGUAAACCUCGAGUCAAUUUUUACUUGCGUAAAAUUGCUUUUAUUUUGAAAAAAAUAAAAAUGUGUCGUUGAAAUUGUCAUUGAAAUUAAGGUGAUUUGUGUGGCAACCGCUGAGCAGUACAACUUAUUUAAGUUUUAUCUGUAUCAGGAAAAGUUUUCGUCGCCAAGUUUGUUUAGAUUUAAUGUAUUGCAAUACUCUGUGAUUUUUUGAGCCAUAGAAACAGAACUGCUGUGCAGUGUACGAUACAAGAGAUGGUAAUGAAAUGAAAUAAUGAAACCACAAAUUUUUACAAUACCACUCAAAUUUGGAUUUAUUUGAAAAAUUCUUGCACCAUUUUAUUGGAGCGUAAUACAUGUAAGUACUUAUCCAAGUACAUGUACAUGUAUUUCUGUAAGUUCAGUCUUGUUGCUUUUAAAUCUUUUUUUCAAGUCUGUUAGAAAUAUUGUUCUAUUAGGGGAAGUAUCAAUAGUAUGAUUAUGAAGUCCAUGAUGUUUGACCAAGAAUUUUUUUUUCCCGAUCAUACUUAGCCACAGUUUUUUGGGGGGGUUCCCAUUUUUAAACUCAUUUUUUCAAAUUAUGUUAGUCAUGGAAGAUUAUAAGUGUAUAAAUGAAUCAAUGUCAUAAUGUAUUUAUUAAAUCACUUUGCUUCAUGCUCAA